Parnassius apollo (apollo) is the source of this 1320-nucleotide messenger RNA. The record is from the annotation of a GenBank genome assembly. Lineage: Eukaryota; Metazoa; Arthropoda; Insecta; Lepidoptera; Papilionidae.
AUGCAUCGUCUUUUUGCUGAGCUGGAGCCAUCUUUAACCGUCACAGAGCAAAACCUGGCAGACCGAGUUCGGUAUAUCUUGCGCUCAAAUAUAUUUGAUGUCGCCGAACUCGAACGGCUACGACGUGAGGCUGUUCCCUCGUCGGAUGAGAAUGCUACGGCUGAGGAUGCGGCGCCACAAAUGGUAGAGCAACCCGCAAACGUGGAUGCCGCCGUGAAUACCCCAGUUGUGGUUGAUUCAAACGAUGAUGGAACAGUCGCCCAGGAACAGGAAUUAGAGCAUAUGAGGAGUACAUUGGAAGAGGCGAUUGUGGAAACGCGCAGUACGCCUCUCGAAAAUCGACCGCGACUUCCCCGCAUAGCCCUAAGCAAGCGGAAUCGGGCUGUCGUGAGGGCUCUGAACCCAAUGCUGGUGACCUAUUUGGAAGCCAGCCGGGACCUUUGCGAGACGGACUCAAUUCUUUUUGGCGCCGCGCUGGCAACCUGCCGUAUCAUAGGCGCCAAGGUUUCCACGGCUGGACGCGCUACUGGCCAUAGUAGCGCUAUCCCAGCAUGGAGAAGAAGAAUUGAGGAACGUAUCGCAAAGGCUAGAGCUCUCAUCGGCAGACUGAUAUGCUUCAGAUCAGGCAACAACAGGCCAAGAAUUGUGCGCACCGUCAGGAUGGCGUUUGCUGGGACAAAUGUCAGUUUGUCCCAGCCGGAUAUAACGCAAAAACUGACGGAGCGCAUAGAUGAUCUGAAGCAGAGAAUCGCUGCUUGGGGAAAACGGAUUCGGCGAUAUACCGAGAGGUCGACACGGUUCAACCAGAAUCGUCUCUUCCAGAGUGAUCAGAAGAGGCUCUAUGAAUCAUUGGAGCGACCAAUGGUAAGUGGAACGGGUCCAGCACCGAAUCAGGCCGACACUGUAGCAUUCUGGCGCGGCGUGUGGUCAGAGCCCGUAAACCACAGCGAGGGCCCUUGGACGGAAGUUGUGGCGAGUCAGUGUGCGGGUAUUACGCCCAUGGACCCCGUCAUCAUAACGCCGGAUGACGUAGCUGAGGCGGUCCGUAGGGCCCCGAACUGGAAAAGUCCGGGGCUUGACGGGCUGCGUCACUACUGGCUGAAGGGGUUCAUGGUGUGUCACUCUGUGCUUGCCCGACAGUUUCAAGAGGCUCUCAACCAGAAGUCGCUCCCAAGCCUCUUCACUACUGGGAUCACUCAUUUGGUUCCUAAAGACCAGAUAGCAGAUGUCCACGGGCUGCAGGUGCCGCUUACCAUACGAUGGACUGUUGACAAGUAUCUCGCUUUAUUAACAAAAUAUAGUUUUGAAACUAUACUAUAG